Molecule: messenger RNA, 9444 nt
Organism: Ylistrum balloti
Lineage: Eukaryota; Metazoa; Mollusca; Bivalvia; Pectinida; Pectinidae
Product: TBC1 domain family member 9-like
Exons: 30
Coding region: 1-3888 (1295 amino acids)
Molecular function (GO): calcium ion binding
Source: RefSeq, a predicted model, not a curated record
AUGUGGUUGAAGCCAGAAGAAAUUCUGUUGGCAAAUGCUCUCUGGGUAACAGAGAGAGCCAAUCCUUUCUUCAUCCUACAAAGACGGAAGGGAUAUGGAGGAGGAGGAUUGACCGGCCUCUUGGUUGGCACACUGGACACUGUCCUGGACAGCAAGACACCUCCGUACAGAAUCCUUCAUCAACCAGAGGGAUCAGAUGUCAGUUACACUGUGGCCGUUGCCAACAACAAAAAGGAGAUUCAUAAAGAUUGGGAAUGGCUGGAGCAGCACUUGAUGGAGACCCUGGGUGCAUUUGAGUCAAAUGAAGAUGCAACAGAGUUCAUCCGAUGUAAAAUUGAAAGUCUGUUGGCCAAUGAAGUGAAACUGAAGGGAGAAGAUGACGAUGAGACCAAGAGAUAUAAAAAUGCAACCAGGAAGUUCAUGAAACUCUUUAACAUGCCAAAGGAAGAGAAACUAGUCAAUUACUACUCAUGCAGCUACUGGAAGAGUCGAAUGCCACGUCAGGGAUGGAUGUAUCUGAGUGUAAACCAUUUGUGUUUCUAUUCCUUCCUGUUGGGACGAGAGGACAAAGUCAUCAUCCGCUGGACAGAUAUAUUGAAAUUGGAAAUUGGUAACAAUGUUCUGUUUCCUGAUAGUGUGGUGGUGAAGACUAGAGAAGGGGAGUAUUACUUUUCCAUGCUUUUACAAAGUGGGGAGACCUUCCGACUGAUGGAACAGCUCGCUAAUAUGGCUAUGAAACAGUUGAUGCAGGAAGGUGGAUUUGAGGAAGACAAGACUAUUGUUGACAGGACAAAGAAAAAGACACCAAAGAAGAUGUCUUCAAUUAAGAGGGAUUUGGAUGCCAGAGCUAGAAGUGACGCCUUCAGGUUAGCAUUCCGUUUACCAACAAUGGAGAAACUGGAUGGCAACACUGACUGUACUCUAUGGACACCAUAUAACAAACAGAAUGUUUGGGGUAGGCUUUACCUGUCUCAGAAUUACAUCUGCUUUGCUAGCAGGGUGCGUGAACUAGUCAGUAUUGUUAUGCCAACGCGUGAGAUUCAGCUGGUAGAAAAAGUUGAUAACUCGGCAUCAGCUGACAGUAACCAGAAAGGUCUUGUCAUCACCACCAAGGGCAAGCUGAAUUUUAUGUUCUCUCAACUGGGAGAUCGAGACCUCAUACUGGAGAAGAUUUCUGAUUUCUUAGCCAGACAGCAGCAGCCUGAUCCAGGUUUGCCUAAGGCUAGGACAAAGUCAGAAGAUGCUAGCAUUGGAAGUGAAGGUCCAGAAACAUCUGGCUCCAGUUUUGAUUUGCAGCCAGCGUUGGUCAAGCUCUUCUGUCGGAGAGACUCGGAUGAGUUGUCGUCCAGGGAAACAGUCAAGGAACAUCUGUGGAAUAUCCACUUCGCUGAGUAUGGCAGGGGUGUGUGUAUGUAUCGAACAGUGGCAACAAUACAACUUAUACUAAAAGGUCUUCCAGAGAAAUUUCGGGGUGAGGUGUGGAUGCUGUUCUCAGGUGCCAUAAAUGAGAAAUCAUGUAACCCUGGUUACUACCGGAAACUUGUAGAGGAAAGUGCUGGCAAAUACUCAUUGGCAACAGAUGAAAUAGAGAGAGACUUACACAGGUCUUUACCAGAACACCCUGCGUUCCAGUCUGACCUUGGGAUCGGGGCCCUCAGAAGGGUGCUAACAGCCUACGCCUGGAGAAACCCUACCAUAGGCUACUGCCAGGCGAUGAACAUUGUCACUAGUGUAUUGCUACUUUAUACUGAUGAAGAGGAAGCAUUCUGGCUUCUGACUGCUAUAUGUGAGCGACUACUGCCAGACUACUACAACACUAAAGUAGUCGGCGCUCUCAUUGACCAAAGUGUGUUCGAGGAGCUGAUUAAGGACAACCUACCAAGUCUGUACCAGAAGUUAGAGACUCUGGGACUGCUCAGUAUGAUCUCACUGUCGUGGUUUCUUACUAUAUUUCUGAGUGUUAUGCCCUUCAGUUGUGCUGUCAACAUACUUGACUGCUUCUUCUACGAUGGAGCUCGAGUGAUUUUUCAAGUGGCCCUGACCAUACUGGACACCAAGAAGGAUCAGUUACUGGCGGCCAGAGACGAUGGGGAGGCGAUGACCAUCCUGGGAGCAUAUCUGGAGAAUGUGUCCAACCGUGACUCUACUAUGCCAAACAUCGCCCAUACCAACAUGCUCUGUACUAAUGGUGUCCAGAAGGAAGCCUCUGUGGAUAUCAGCGAACUUAUCAGUGAAAGUUACCGAAAUUUUGGUCAUCUGAAUAACCAGGACAUUGACAAACUCCGACUCAAGUACAGGCUUCAGGUUGUCCAGACAAUUGAAGAUAGCACCAAGAAAAAUGUCCUCCGUAGUGUUGCCUCACACACUUUAUUUCAAGGCAAGGAACUAGAGGAUCUGUUCAUCCUGUUUAAGGAGGAGUACUUGACGUCCUGUUACUGGCGAACCAGUCAACAGCCUGUGGAUACUGCAGACAAGUUUGACCCCUCAAGGCCAUACUAUGAGAUCUAUAAGGUUGACUUUGACCAGUUCAAGACCAUGUUCCUGUCACUGGCUCCCUGGGCGACGGGAUCACAAAGCCAUAUCCUGGCCCUUAGGGCCUUCAGGUACCUUGACGGGAAUGCUGACAACAUGAUUAACUUUAAGGAGUUUGUUUACUUGUUGGGUGUGAUCUGUCAUGGGGACCUUACACUUAAACUAAAACUACUGUAUCAGUGUCACCAACCCCCUGCUCUACUGCCAUCAGAUGACCUUGAAAGUGGGGAGAUACCCACAUCUCCCAAGUCAGAGUCGACUGAGAGCGCUGUGGAGGCCACAGACUUUUUUGACAGUGGUGACACAUUACAAGAUGAGAUUGAGUUACCCGGAGAUCCAUCACCACCACCAUUAGAGGAGGUUGUGGAAGAUCUACCCACAAACGAGGACCAAGAAAAGGGAGAAAUUGCAUCCAAAGACCAAAAUAUUUCUCAAGGUAUCUCUAGUCAGACUAAAGAAAAUACAGAUGGGCAGACUGCAGCUCCUAAAACAGAGGGGGCGGAGUCUGAUGACAAACAGACUGAUGGGACCAAUGAAAAUACAGAGUCUGAAAAUGGUCAGGGAACAAAGCUGGAGAUGGAGUUGGUUAAUGGUGAAGCCACAGCCGAAGUGGAAACGAGUGAUGCUCCUUCACCAGACGAACCAAGUGAAGCUUCGGACAGCAGCAAUUCAGCAAAAGUGUCAGAUAUAGGUGACAGUCUGAGAAAAAUGUACCAGAAGCGACAAGAGCUGAAGAAGAAGGAUAGUAAAGCUGACUUUAAGGAUGUUCCUCGAAUGACACAGGUACAGUUUAUUCAACUUUGUAAGACUCUGUACGACAUGUUCAGUGAUCAGUUCGAGGAACAAGAAUUGUAUCAUUCUAUCGCCACAGUUGGUACACUACUGCUAGAACUGGGAGAGGUAGGCAAGAAAUUCUACCUCAAGAAAUCUUCGCCAUCUGAGAGCUCUGUCACAGACACACCUCUGUCCUGUAGCGCUGAUAGCGGCAUGGACAUGGACCGUCUGGCACAAACCAUUCAGCAUACUCGCCUGGACACUGACAAAUCAGGGGAGGAAACUCAAGAGGAAGAAGGAAGUGAUAGGACCUCGGGAAUUGAAUCAGGAUCUGAGAACACUGUAGAUUCUUCUUCUAAAACCACAGCAGAUAUCUCUUCAGAUUCAAAUCAGUCAUUUUCUAAGCCAGAUUCUGAUUGGUCAAUAUCUUUUGAACAGUUCAUAGCAUCAAUGCUAACUGAACCCGCAUUGGUUGAAUUCUUUGAAAAGCAUACAGAUGUGACUGAGUCUGUUGCUAAAAUGAGAAAUCGUAGGUUAAUGAAAAGACAAUUGGGUGUUUUUCCAGAUGAGAAAAAGAAAUGAUGUAGACAGGAUAAAGCAAAAAUAACAUGACACAAAAUGGCAGGUUAAUUGAUAACUUUUGCUGACAUUGUGGUUUGUGUAAAUUCUUUAGUUUUAUCCACGUCUUUUGUUUAACACUAUUUACUAUGUAAAAAUUCAAUACUGAAGUACAGCUGAGAUUUCACAAUAUUUAUUUCACUCUGUUUUAAUGAGGUUACAUCUUUCUUGGUAUGUUAAACAUACUGGUACGUCAUUUGCUGUCUUAAGUCUUGUUUUCAAUAAACUCAAUAGCACAGGCAGUUUUGAAACAAUUGUUUUCACUAAUGUUGGAGUUGAUUUAAACCAAUCUGCUUUGAAAUUAUCUGCAAUGAUUUUGUAAAAAGAAAAAAAUUGAAAUUCAAAUGAUUUUGAAAUAAAUGUUAUGCUUUAGAUUUAAGAUUGAAUUCGAAAUAGCAUCAGAUUAAAGUAUUUUGUAAUGGAAUGUGCAUUUUAAUAGGAUUAUACUUCUAUGUAUUAAUUGUUUUUAGGUGAUUCACUAGAACACUUAUUGAGUCCUGAUAAUUAUAGGAACAUAUUUAGGUGAUUCACUAGAACACUUAUUGAGUCGUGAUAAUUAUAGGAACAUAUUUAGGUGAUUCACUAGAACACUUAUUGAGUCGUGAUAAUUAUAGGAACAUAUUUAGGUGAUUCACUAGAACACUUAUUGAGUCGUGAUAAUUAUAGGAACAUAUUUAGGUGAUUCAAUAGAACACUAAUUGAGUCCUGAUAAUUAUAGGAACAUAUUUAGGUGAUUCACUAGAACACUAAUUGAGUCCUGAUAAUUAUAGGAACAUAUUUAGGUGAUUCAAUAGAACACUAAUUGAGUCCUGAUAAUUAUAGGAACAUAUUUAGGUGAUUCACUAGAACACUAAUUGAGUCCUGAUAAUUAUAGGAACAUAUUUAGGUGAUUCACUAGAACACUAAUUGAGCCCAGAUAAUUAUAGGAACAUAUUUAGGUGAUUCACUAGAACACUUAUUGAGUCGUGAUAAUUAUAGGAACAUAUUUAGGUGAUUCACUAGAACACUAAUUGAGUCCUGAUAAUUAUAGGAACAUAUUUAGGUGAUUCAAUAGAACACUAAUUGAGUCCUGAUAAUUAUAGGAACAUAUUUAGGUGAUUCACUAGAACACUAAUUGAGUCCUGAUAAUUAUAGGAACAUAUUUAGGUGAUUCACUAGAACACUAAUUGAGUCCUGAUAAUUAUAGGAACAUAUUUAGGUGAUUCACUAGAACACUAAUUGAGUCCUGAUAAUUAUAGGAACAUAUUUAGGUGAUUCACUAGAACACUAAUUGAGUCCUGAUAAUUAUAGGAACAUAUUUAGGUGAUUCACUAGAACACUAAUUGAGUCCUGAUAAUUAUAGGAACAUAUUUAGGUGAUUCACUAGAACACUAAUUGAGUCCUGAUAAUUAUAGGAACAUAUUAAUGAAGUGUUUUUUAUCUACUGGUCAUGUUAUUUUGUUGGAUAUUUAGGUACCCAGGCUACCAUGAGAGUCCCUCACUGUGGACAUUCUUAAAGGUGCCAAAUGUUUUAUAUAGGUGGACAUAAUAAUAAAGGACUUUGGCAUGUUUGACUGACUAAAUACAAUCUGGAUUUUAAGAGAAUUUGGAAAGUGGUUUUUCUUGAAGUUUUACCAAAGAUUUAAAAAAAAAAAAAGAAAAGGUGUGAAUUCUACAGCACACUGAUUUUCUGUAUUAGUAAUAUUUCCUAAUUUUUUUCUUUGUUCAUUUUAUUCCAUCCUUUAAAACAGCAAAAUUCUAGAACCCUUAAAAAAAAACAACUAUUACAGUAUGUUAAGGGACACGGUUUUAUGUCUUCACGAAGUUCUUGUUGAAACUCAAAAAAUACAUAAAAAUGCAUGAUAUAUGUAAAUCUAUGUACAAGUAUUAACUGUACAGCAAAAGUAUAAUUUGACUUUCCUAUUUGUAACACAAAGCUAAAAAAAUUGGAAAUUUGUGAUCAUUUUUACAUCUGAAAUCGUCAAGUCAGGUGACAUGUAUAUUGGAUGUAAACUUGAUAUUGUUGAUUUAAAAAGGGUAUCCGUGCAACUUUGUCAGAUCUUUUUGUGAUUGUUUUACACUUUUGCAAUACAGCAUUUAAUGGGCAUUAAAUAUUAUAGUUUAUUAACAAUGAUUUCCGUGUGUUUUUGAUAAAAACAAUUUGUAUCAGGCUAAGUACUUAAUCCAGUAAUUUCAUUUAAACGCUAAAGCCUUUGUAGAGUUAAUAUUAUAGUGUAUUUAGAAAAAAAAAACAACAAAGCAUGCUUACCAAAACAAAGAUAAGAAGGAUUAAAGUUGAAAAAGAAACUGAAUAGCCCUUUGCUGUUUGUAUUUCCUGACACAACAGGACCCUGUGAUAUUUUAUGCUAUAUGAAACAAGGCCGUUUGCUGUCUUUAUUUCCUGUAUUUUGUUUUCUUACUGUAUUUACGAGACCAUACCUUGCCAUGUACAAUCAGCAACACUAUGCUAUGAUAUGGUCAGUAUUCAUGUGAUAUUAUGCUCCAGCAGUUUAUGGUUAAUUGUAGGGUUGGCCUAGGUCUUUCAGUUUACAUAUGUAAAACUCAUCAUAUGUUAAUUUGACACCAUGUUAACCUGUAAAACAUCUACAUCUGGUCCGAGACCACCAAAAUCAAUUGUAUCUCAGUCAAAAUGUCAACAAAUAUUGUAUCAUUGCCAUGUAAUAAGCCCGCCUCUUUUAUUAGAAGUCUUGUUUUGAAUACCUGGGUUCUUUACAGUAUAAAUGCAGUAAUAUUUAUUCUUCAAUGUUUGUUCAGAAAUAGGUUGUACAGAUCAUCAGAAUGUGAUGUUGUAUGUCGACAUCAAACCAACACGCAUUAAAAUCAGUCCAUACCAAGGUUUCUAGGGUUUUAUUUUCAUUAUUUUAUCAACUUAGGUGAUAUAUUUGUGUAAAUUUUUCAGUACGUUUGUAGAGUGCAGUAUUUAAGAAGUGGUAGCAACACCUAAGUUUAUGUAAAUGAAUUUACAGCUCUGUCACUGCUACAAACGUCUUUCAUUGUACAUGUUUUGUAUGAGAACCCUGCCAUAAAUGUUUACCCUGCCAUGUAAUGACCUAUACAUUUUAGACUAGUUAGGAACUGGACAAGAGUUCGUAAUAUGCAGGUUUAUGGUAUACACAGGUUUGAGUUAGGGAGAAAUGUAAAUAUUUGCUGUUGGUGAAGCUGAUGAAUGUGAUAUUAAUUUUUUUAAAAUGAAUAAUUAAUUGUUGCCUUUGUGUAUUAAUUGAUGACUUCGUAUGUUAAAUUCAUAAAUUUCACAUGUAUCACAUGAAAUCUGCUGACUUGUUUUGCUUAAAUGUUUUGUUCUUUGUCUUUAGAUUAUUACCUGUACAAGGACUCUCUGAAUUAAUGAUUUUUUUCUGAAGAUGCUAAAUGACUUUUUUACACUAAUACAAGUGUAUUUUUCCCCCAAAAAUAGCACUUUAGCAUCAUUUAAGUAGUAAUAUAAAUUGUUAUAAAUUGUAAACACGUCUUAAAAAUAUCAAAUAUCAUUUAAAAAUCAUACUCCAAUACCACUGUGCAUACUAUAAUGAAUAUCUGGUAGUUUUAACCAGUAGAUGUGUUACUGUAUAAAGUGCUUAUUUACAUCUAAACAUUGUUUAUUUUAGUUAAAAACUAUUCAAUGUUUUUGUUUUAUUUCCAUUCUACUCAGGAAAUGAGUGUUUUGUAGUAUUUUUCCUCAUUACUUGUUAAUUGUGUUUACAUUUGAGGCUACAGGUAUACCGGGCGGUAAAUGAAUUUCACACCUAAUGGAGAUUAUAUUUAUACGAGAGUGCAUGAAGUGCUUUUUAUCAAAAAGUUUCAUGUGGAAAGUAAUUGGUGAUAAUUUUGUGGAUUACUAAUGAAUGUUAAAUCUACAGUAUGAUAUAUAAUAAAAUUACUUUGGUUUGUUCAAAAUUCAGAAUUGAACCUUGUUAUGUAUUAUAAAGUCUUGAAGUGUUGUAAUGAUAGCACUUCUAUAGUUUUUGUGUGUCAGAGUAAUCUCUGUCAAGGAUAUUUUAUUUAGAAACAGGGACAGGGAAUUUGUUGAGCACAGUCACUAAACAUUUCCCUAGGCUACUUGAACAUCUCACUUAAAGUCUGAUGAAAAUACAGGCUUUAUCAGUAAAGGGUAAAAUAUUUUUGUAAAAGUUACAGAUAUCUGUUUAAACUUUGACUUUUUGUAAUAUUUCUUAAUGGGAUUAGAAAGUAAUCUUCAAUAAAUACAAUUAAAUGAAGUCAUAUUUUAAUGAAAUGCAUGAAAUUUGAAGACAUUUUUAGAACAACUUACUCAAUCAAAGCAAAUGACUUGAAGAUCGAUUUUUUUAUGAAGCUCGAUUUUUGUGGUUUUUCAAAAUAAAUGAAAAUGAAACAUCCUCAAAAGUUAAUAAUUUCACACCAUAGUAAAAUGUUGAAAUUUUGUGAUGAAGACCUUGUAGAAAUAUUUUGUAGGUGGAGUAGUCAGAACAGAAGGGUAAAGUCUUGUUGACCUUCAGUUAUUAGUACUUGUUAUAGAGAAGCUCACAUUCAUUUCUGGAGCUUAGGUCCAGUCUAACAUAGGAAAUGGUCAUCUUGUUGAAGUUCAGCCUGAUGGGUGAAUAGUCUAGUUAUCAAACCAGGAAUUUGUUUUUAAGAUUUGUAAUCUUUGUUCUUGAAGUGUUAACUAUAAACAUUAGCUUUAGGCUACUUAAAGAUUAACAUCCGUAAUUUUAGUGUAUUCAUCUCUGACUUUAUCAACACUUAACACUAACAUUUUGUCAUAGAUUCCACUUCGUAUAAAAAUAAUAAAAAACAAACUUAAAUGAAAUCACAUCAGUCAUUUUAACUAGUCACUGUAAUAUUGCUUUAGUGGGAAUACUGUGAUACCAACAUCAACAAUCUGUUUCAAUUUUUAAAUCCUUUUGAACAUAAAUUACACUUUAAACUUGAUGUCAGUUGCAACUUGUUGCCUAGGAUGAUGUCAGUUGCCACUUGAUGCCUAGAAUGAUUGCAUCUUUUUGUUGAAAAGGUCACUCUGACUGGGACUCCUACUUAUUGAUAUUUCUGCUUAAUACUACCUUUUUUAAAUUGGAUAUUGAUAUUGUCACUAUUGAAAAAUAUUCUUUUUUGUUGUUGUUUUAUCAGCAAAUGACUUGGUAUUAUAUAUCUUUCCCUAAAAAGUGUGUUGGUAGCUACAAUUGAAACCAUACUUUCAUGUCUACUUCCACCUUAUAUUUCAUUGUAACUCUGCGCCUUAUCAUUAACAUGGAUAAUUGUUCAGUGGGAAUUUUAAAAGGGAUUGGGUUAUUGUUAAUAGAUGUUGUGAUAAUACAUCAUAUUUCAUCUGUAACAUUAUGUAAAUCAGACACUCCAAGGGGAUGAUUUCAUAUGAGAGAACUGCAUGCUUAGGUUGUCCUAGGUUCCUCUCUCACUAGGUUUUGUUCAGAUGUCUCACAAAUUGGUGUUGGUUAAGAUGCUGUAUUUCGAGAAAUUCAUAUCCAUAUAGGAUGAAUGAAGAAACUGUGCAAUAGUGUUUGAUGAAAAACAUAUUCAUAUAUUCACAAU